UCUCGAUUACUUUUUUUUUUUCAGAAAAAAGUGUUUUUGGGGUUUUAAUUUUUAUUACAAUUACAAAGACAAAAAACAAUGGAGAAAUAGAGAAGGAAAUAUAAGGAGCAAUCAUGAAAGAGCAGACAAAAGAAAAGAGGAGAGCGUUACUAGGCCUUUGCCUGAUCGACUGACACAUUUCCUCUUUGUACCCUAAACUCCUCUGUUCCGUCUUCUUCUUCUUCAAAUUUCUUCCUUGCUUUUCACCUUCCUGAUCUUAUCGAACUUUUCUUCUUUAUCUCUCUUUUUAUCUUAGCUACAAGAUAAAGAGGUAUGGCGGAUUCUUAUUGGAGGUAUAGCGACUCUCGCCAACCUCAGCCCUCCUCCAUCCCUCCUCUUGUCGGCAAACGCCCUCGCUCCGAUUACGAUGUUUCUGGUGGCCAUGAGCUUUCUAGUUAUUAUUCCCGGGAGGAUGAUAGGGGAGCAAUGCGGGCAAUCAGAGAUAGUGACUCCAUUGGAGCAUCUUAUGAUCGUUACCUUCGCAGCACGCAACUGUCAUCAUAUAGUGGGAGUCAAUCUGCUAGACCAAUGAGUGGAGGAAUGCCUGGCCGUUCUGUUGACGAUCCCCGCAUGGUGGCUAUUGGCAGUGUUGAUCAUGGACAAACAAUAAAAGAUAGGACCUUAGGAUUUGGCGGUGGAAGGCCUGAGCCUCCCCUUCCUCCUGAUGCAUCCAGCACAUUGUUUGUGGAGGGUUUGCCUUCUGACUGUACACGCCGAGAAGUUUCUCAUAUUUUUCGCCCAUUUGUUGGGUACAAGGAAGUGAGACUUGUAAGCAAGGAAUCAAGACAUCAUGGAGGAGAUCCACUGAUACUUUGUUUUGUUGAUUUUGUAAGCCCUGCUCAUGCCGCUACUGCCAUGGAUGCAUUGCAAGGUUAUAAAUUCGAUGAAGAUGACCGAGACUCGGUCAAAUUAAGGUUGCAAUUUGCUCGCUACCCUGGUGCAAGGUCAGGUGGCGGGCAUCGUGGCAAGCGUUGAAUUGUGCGAUUCGCAGGAUUUGCGCGAAUUUGGGAGGUUAUGAUAAUGAGGGAUGGUACGACAGCCUUGUGGUUUCGAGAAUUACACCAGUCUCUGAGUAUUCACUUUCCUUAGGAUGAACUUGAAUUGUGUAGUUUUGGAUAAUUCCGGGGCAUUCGCUAGAGAUUUGAGAGUGUACUGUAUUUGGUUUUAAUUAUUUGGAAUAUCUUCGUAUGCAUUUCACCUAAUGCUUCUAAACUUAUCUAUAUUUGCAAUUAGGAGUCAUCUUUUGGAAAUAUUUGAUUAACAAUGGACGUGCAGUGAAAUAGGUGUCAUACAUAAAGGUGCUAUUAUUCAUGUGUGUUCAUUUUUCUCAAAAUUUUUCUGCAGUUUGGUUCCCAUCUCUCCUUGUAUGAAGUUUGAAAAAAAAAUUAAAGAAUAAAAUAAAGAAAAUAAAAUGAGAACCUUUUCUGCCUCUGAUUUAUGAAGAACAAUCUUCUUAACAAGGGAUUGUGUUUUCCCAUUUAUAUUUGGGAAGGGAGACGGCAAGCAUUUGCCUUUGCCACCCAUAAAAAAUUUGAUCGUAGCCCUUUCCUGUAGGCUGUAGUUAGUAACUCAAGAAAAGCCUUAACACAUUGCGAUUCAGAGUUUUGACUGUAAAUUUCAGCAUGGACUUUGUCAUUAAGUUCUUUGUCCAUUUUCAAGCUUGGCAUGGGUCUAGCAGUUAUUAUUGAUGUGAUAAUUAUUAUUUUUAGAUUGCCAGAUGAAGCUGUUUAGCUGUUUUGAAUAAAUAUGGUACUAUAUUCUUCUCUUUUGAAGAUUCAGUUUAUGGAUACUUUAUCUAUACAGAAAUUAGUACUAUUUUUAAUUGUCAAUGUAUUUUUAUGACAACAUAUGUGGGUGUUAGGCCUGUGAACAAUCAUUAACUACAUUAUCCUUCUUUGUAACCCGUUGCCUCCUGAAGCAAAUAUUCUUCCCCUUGAUGGGGUUGGGUGGCUUAUAUGACUUGGCCAUGCUUACAAAGGAGAUGCAUUGAUGGUGUCUGAAUUCAGCUAGUAUAACAACUCAAGUUCUCCUGCUUUUAGACAACCCACUGUUAAUGUCGCCUUCUUAGUUUCAGCUACACAGGAUUCACAUUCUUUAAAGACUGACAAGAUGGAAUGCAGGAGAUUGUGUAGAGAGAAGGGGAGAAUAACGAGGUGAAGUGGUAUACAAAUUUAAUGCACUCAUACUAACUGAUGGUUUGACCCGUGAUCUUUGCAUGUGAUAUUUUAUGGGUCUUUCACUAGUGUUGCUGGUAUGAUCUACUGAACUGAAAUUGGUGAGAAUUUGAACUUGGUCACACAAAUGUUAGUUCAUGACAAUACUUUAAAAAUGCUUUCGGAGUGGAAUGCCCUCUUUACAUCUUGAAUCACGUAAGAGGACUCCAACAUGCCAUGAUUGUGGCUCUUCUUUGACUAGAAUUUUUUGUUUCUUCAAGGGUUCCUUGUCAGUUGGGGACAUUACUUUGCGAUUUUUUCUAUCAAACAGUCUUGGGAGAUCUGCAGCCACCCAUAUCUAAACUUUCAUAGAAAAGUAGCAUUUAUUAGGCAUAUUAUAGCUUCUGGAAACAUAAAACCGAGUUGUUUCUUAGUUGCCUCCAGCCUAGCUCUGGCAAAGAGCAACCCCUAAACGCUGCUGUAAUUUUCAUUGAAGUUGAAUCUAGAUUGUGUUAGUGGUUUAUAAAGACUUUUAGAGAUCGUUAAAGUCGUAAUGUCAUUAAUUGGUAACAUGUGAUUGCGAAGACUAACAUGCAACUUGCCAUUGGAUUGAUGAACUCAAAGUCAAAAAGAUGUGAUGCAUGUUAGGACAAGGAUUAUCAAGCUAACAAAGUAUUACUUCAUAUCACAAGUAUGUUGAUCAGAUUAUAGAAAGCACGUAUUCAAAAAGAUUUAGACGUUUAACUUAAGUAGAUAUACUAGCUAAGGGGAUUAAGGAUAGAUUAAAAAUUUUUAAAAAUUAUUAAUGGCAAAAAAAAAA
Durio zibethinus is the source of this 3012-nucleotide messenger RNA. RefSeq names its product RNA-binding protein 2-like. The record is from RefSeq and is a predicted model, not a curated record. Gene Ontology annotation, molecular function: RNA binding. NCBI's taxonomy places the organism in Eukaryota, Viridiplantae, Streptophyta, Magnoliopsida, Malvales, Malvaceae.